This is a messenger RNA of Phytophthora nicotianae INRA-310, 2070 nucleotides long. RefSeq lists its product as hypothetical. Lineage: Eukaryota; Oomycota; Peronosporomycetes; Peronosporales; Peronosporaceae. The transcript is spliced from 2 exons. Gene Ontology annotation, molecular function: protein binding. Gene Ontology annotation, biological process: spliceosomal complex assembly; mRNA splicing, via spliceosome. The coding region runs from base 1 to 2070 and encodes 689 amino acids. Gene Ontology annotation, cellular component: post-mRNA release spliceosomal complex; Prp19 complex; precatalytic spliceosome. The record is from RefSeq and is a predicted model, not a curated record.
AUGAUGAAGAAGAGCGUGGUGAAGAACCGCGCGCCAGCGCCCAUCCAGAUCACGGCCGAGCAGAUCUUGCUGGAGGCCAACCAGCGCAAGGAGGAGCUCGCACAGCCUCCGCGUCGUCGUAUCACGGAUGCCGCUGAGCUGGCCGAGUACCGCAUGGGCAAGCGUAAGGCCUUCGAAGACGAGCUGCGUCGUCAACGUCACCACAUUGGGACUUGGAUGAAGUAUGCAACCUGGGAAGAGAGUCAGGAGGAGUUCGCACGCGCCCGCAGCGUCUUCGAGCGCGCUUUAGACGUUGAUUAUAAGGCCCCCACGAUCUGGCUCAAAUACGCCGAGAUGGAGAUGCGACACAAGUUUGUCAACCACGCGCGCAAUGUAUGGGAUCGCGCCGUAACGCUGCUGCCUCGUGUGGCCCAGUUCUGGUACAAAUACGCCUUUAUGGAGGAGAUGUUGGGCAAUCUUAACGGUGCUCGACGUGUAUUCGAGCGCUGGAUGGAGUGGCAGCCUGACGAUCAGGCCUGGUACUCGUACAUCAAGUUGGAGAUGCGUGCCAAGGAUAUCCCACGCGCACGCGCACUGUAUGAGCGCUACGUCAUGUGUCAUCCAGGUGAAAAGGCGUACAUUAAGUACGCCAAGUGGGAAGAGAAGUCGCAGAAGCAGCUCGCACUGGCCAGAAGAGUGUACGAGCGCGCGCUAGAGGAGCUGCGUAGUGACGAGAAGACAGAGCAGAUUUACUUGGCUUUUGCGCUCUUUGAAGAGCGAUGUCGCGAGCUGGAACGAGCACGAGCAGUGUUCAAGUACGCGUUGGAUACGUUGCCCAAGGAGGAGGCACCGGCGCUGUACAGUGCAUUUAUCACUUUUGAGAAGCAGCAUGGAGACAAGGAGAGGAUUGAAGAAGUGGUGAUUGCCAAGCGCCGAGUUGUGUAUGAGCAGCAAGUGGCCGCUAAUGCACUGGACUAUGACUCGUGGCUCGAGUACAUUAAGCUCGAGGAGAACGAAGCAGCCAGCUCCCAGUCGUUUGGACUCGUGCGUGAAGUGUACGAACGUGCUAUUGCCAAUGUGCCGCCUAUUCCGGAGAAAAAAUACUGGCGUCGGUACAUCUACCUCUGGAUUAAGUACGCUCUGUUUGAGGAGCUUUUGGCAGGCGAUAACGACGACAGUGGCAGCUCUUCAGAGCGCUGCAAACAGGUCUACAAGACGUGCUUGAAGCUGAUUCCACACGAUAAGUUCACAUUCGCCAAGAUCUGGAUACUAUACGCCAAGUUCCUCAUCCGGCAGCGCGACGUACAGGGAGCAAGGAUGACACUGGGUGAAGCUUUAGGUCGCUGCCCCAAGAAGAAACUCUAUACUAACUACAUCGAACUGGAGCUCAUGAUGGGCGAGAUUGACCGCUGCCGCAAGAUUUACAUGCGCUUCCUCGAGUUCGACCCGCAGAACUGUGAAACUUGGCAGAAGUACGCGAUGCUCGAGCGACAGGUGGGCGAAGUGGAGCGUGCUCGUGCCAUUUACGAGCUGGCAAUCAAACAACCGGUGCUGGACAUGCCCGAGAUGAUCUGGAAGCACUAUAUUGAUUUCGAGAUUGAGAAUGACGAGCGUGAGAACACUCGAGCACUGUAUGAGCGACUGCUGGAGCGCACCAAGCACGUGAAAGUCUGGAUCAGUUUCGCUCAGUUCGAGGCCUCGUCACCGGAUGAUAAAGAAAAGCAAGGGGAGAAUCUGGAGGCCGCGCGUGAUGUGUUUGAACGUGCGCUGCGGUAUAUGAAGGAACAGGGUGGCGAGGAACUGAAGGAGGAUCGCGUCUUGUGUAUGGAGACGUGGCUGGAGAUGGAGAAGAAGGGCGGAAACGCUAAGAUGAUCCAGAAGGUCAGCGAGAUGCUGCCCCGCAAGGUUACCAAGCAACGCAUGGCGUACGCGCAGGACGGGACGGAGUUGGGUCUCGAGGAGUACACGGACUACAUUUUCCCGGACGAUGAGCAGGCCCAGUCACACCUCAAGCUGCUGCAGGCCGCGCAGCUCUGGAAACAGAAGAAACGCGCACGUGACGAGGCUGCAGCAGUGGAAUCCACAGACUAG